AUCCACAUCAGUUUUUCGCAAGCGAACGGAGAAAGCAAUUAUAUUUAGCAGAUUUGCUCAAAAAUUAUCUUAAAAAUAAAACUAAUAUUCAGUUAAUUUUGACUUAAAAAUAAACAAAAAUGUCAAGUUUGCCCAUUCUAUUGAACUUAAUUGAUGAGUUGGAUCGCGAGAGCUACAAUCCGCUGUACUACGGCAAUGACUUCGGAUUAGGUUUGCAUCCACAUCAUAUUCACCGCCAUCACCAUCAUCGACAUGAGCCAGCUGCUAACAAUCUUGUUGGCUAUUCCCUGCCCUUGGGUUUGGUAAAUCGUUUGGGUGAACGAGCUCUCAGUCGACGGGCGCAGCAGGGCGAAAGCCGCUUGUCUCCAGUAGGUAAAGAUGGCCUACAAGUGUGCAUGGAUGUGGCUCAGUUCAAGCCCAGCGAGCUGACUGUAAAAGUAGUUGAUAAUAGCAUUAUUAUCGAGGGCAAACAUGAAGAACGUGAGGAUGAGCAUGGUUACAUUUCACGACACUUCGUACGGCGAUAUGCGCUACCGAAGGAUUAUGAUGCCGAUAGAGUCAUUUCAACGCUUUCAUCAGACGGCGUUCUCACAGUUAGCGCUCCAAAGCCACAAGAAGAAAAAUCGAAUGAGCGUGUUGUACAAAUUCAACAAACCGGUCCGGCUCAUUUGAAUGUCAAACACAAUACGGAGGAGAAGAUUGGCGAUGCCAAUGGAGACGCCGAGCAAAAGUAAAUGGCUGUAGACAGACAUUGAUUGCAAAAAGACUUCAUACACAGUUUAUUCAUUCCAUAUUGCGAAACGCUUUAGUAAUUAGUACUACUAAUGUAUUUCCGAUAAAUACUACUUUUGUGCAGAAACAAAAAAAUUAGAAUAGCGUGCUGGCAAAAGUGCAGUACAUUCUCAUUCGUAUUUAUGUAUAUUGAUUAUCCAUGUAGUAUUAUAAGUUUUUGCUGAUAAAUAUGUUCGUAGUAAUUUUAUUUAAAUUAAUAUCGGGAGCAUUCAUUUACUAAAAAUAAAUACUAUUAGAAUAUAGAAAUAUAACAAUUUUUUUUUGUUUUCUGUGGUUGGAAACAAGAGUGUUGAAUAGGAAUUCCGCUUGAUUAGAAAAACUUAUUUUUGAUGUGAUGUGAAUGUUUGUAUGACUUCUAUUUAUAUGCUAAAUAGGUGCAACCUGGAAAAUAUAUUUAGAACUAUAGACAAUAAUUCAUGAGAUUUUCGUGAAGAUAUCUUGUCAAAUAAAAAAGAUUUCCAUACAAGAAUUUAA
Molecule: messenger RNA, 1266 nt
Organism: Bactrocera dorsalis (oriental fruit fly)
Lineage: Eukaryota; Metazoa; Arthropoda; Insecta; Diptera; Tephritidae
Product: heat shock protein 23
Exons: 1
Coding region: 120-734 (204 amino acids)
Biological process (GO): protein refolding; response to heat
Molecular function (GO): protein folding chaperone
Source: RefSeq, a predicted model, not a curated record